Phalaenopsis equestris is the source of this 612-nucleotide messenger RNA. RefSeq lists its product as uncharacterized. Gene Ontology annotation, molecular function: demethylase activity; mRNA binding. The record is from RefSeq and is a predicted model, not a curated record. NCBI's taxonomy places the organism in Eukaryota, Viridiplantae, Streptophyta, Magnoliopsida, Asparagales, Orchidaceae. The transcript is spliced from 3 exons. Gene Ontology annotation, biological process: mRNA catabolic process. The coding region runs from base 1 to 612 and encodes 203 amino acids.
AUGACUUCAAAGGGCGAGCUUGUUGGUGCUAACCCUACCGACAAACAGCUGGAAGGUAAAGCAACACUCACUAGCAUGCAGAAAAGAAACCAAAAUUGCCGCAUCCGUAAGAUGCUGGAGCAGUUAAAAGAACAAGGGGAAAAUGAAGAUGUUAUUACACAAAUGGCAAUCAAAUUAAAAGGGAAAACUUUUGAUCGGCCAGUUGAAGUGCUACCUCAACCCGUGAAGACUGAAGAAAGAUCUAUAAAGGUUGAGCCUUACAUUCCUCAAUUUAGGCUUCAGGGAAAGUAUGUUAAUAUACUUGAAGGAUUAGAAUUACACACAAAUGUAUUCACUAGCAGUGAGCAGGAUGAUAAUGUGGAGCAUGUCUUUUUGGAAAGAGACAUGGGUCGUGCUGGUCGGUUAAGAAGAACAUAUUCUGAGACCAGGAAGUGGAAACACGAUUGUAUUCCCAAUAGCUGCAUAGUUAAUAUCUACGAGGCUGGUAACUGUAUUCCUCCACAUGUUGAUCAUGAUGAUUUUGUGAGACCAUUCUGCACAGUCUCAUUCAUCAACAAAUGUAACACUAUGUUCGAGACGGAAAUCCAGAUUGUUGGUGAUGGAGAAUUUUGA